Messenger RNA from Magnusiomyces paraingens, 2196 nucleotides. RefSeq lists its product as uncharacterized. The transcript has a single exon. Gene Ontology annotation, molecular function: protein binding. NCBI's taxonomy places the organism in Eukaryota, Fungi, Ascomycota, Dipodascomycetes, Dipodascales, Dipodascaceae. The record is from RefSeq and is a predicted model, not a curated record. Gene Ontology annotation, biological process: cell division. Bases 1 to 2196 code for a protein of 731 amino acids.
AUGAACUCUUCGAAUCGCCGCCAGUCUUCUUGGCGGCCCGGGUCAGGAACAGUGCCCGGAUCAGCAGGAAGAGACUCUGUGGUGGCUUCUACUCCAUAUACUCCAAACGACCGAAUAGGCCCCAAUUUCUACGGAAUCCAGCAUAGCAAUAAUAGCCUUCAACAACAACAACAGCAACAACAACAGCAGCAGCAGCAUCACAACCAGCACUUGAUGGCCGGCCAAAGUCCCAGUUCCUCGACUCUUGCUAUUAGUCCAGUGGCUCCCCAUUUUUUAAAUUCUGGAGGUAAAGAUCCGCAAUCACCUGGAUUGGGAGCUCCAUUCAAUGCUCAUACAUCACAUAGCGUGCAUAGUAGCGUGCACAAGCCUCUUUCAGCAUAUGAUACACCACGAACCAAGCCUGGCGCACCAACUACAUCUCUUAAUUCGUUACUGCAUCAACCAUUGUCUCAAGUUGAAAGACUGAGACUUUGGAGACACGAUGCAAUCAUGCAGCAUCACUAUCAAACAGCAGAGUACAUUGGCGAUAAGAUUCUUGCUUUGACUAAUGACCCGAACGACGCCUUUUGGCUGGCCCAGGUGUUUUAUCUAAGUGGACAGUAUACCCGUGCGAGACAAUUAUUGAUACGUCAAGAGCUUGACCGUAGUGUUUCAUGCAGAUACCUGGCAGCGCUAUGUUUGACAAAAAUGGGCAAAUGGGAUGAAGCACUUGCAGUAUUGGGAGAAAAGAACCCAUUUGGUGAUUCAGUUAUUCCUGGGAAUAGAGUCAAAAACCAAGAUGGUGGAAUCAAACUUGAGGCUUCCAUGUGUUUUUUGCGUGGUCAGAUUUAUACCAAUCAAAAUAAUUUUGAUCAAGCAAAAGAGUGUUAUAAGGAAGCCGUACUUGUGGAUGCAAAAUGCUUUGAAGCGUUUGAUCAAUUGAUUCGUGGAUGUCUAUUGACACCCAAAGAAGAAUGGGAUUUACUAGCAUCAAUGGAUUUUGACGAAAGUUGUGCCGGAGAUUCCAAUGCAGCCGAUUUGAUUAAGGCGCUUUACACAACUCGGCUGGGUAAAUUUGCCAACCUUGGAGUGUAUCGUUCUGCGGAUAAACUUUUAACUUCAGAGUAUGAUCUUGGAGAUAACCCAGACGUGCUUUUAAGCCGAGCAGAUUUAUUAUUUGUUCAAUGCAAGUUUAAAAAGUGUCUUGAAGUUUGUGAACACAUUUUAGAGCGUGACAAGUUUCGGUUUUCAGCCAUCCCCAACUACUUGGCAUGUUUGCACGAACUUGGCAAACGUAACAAGUUAUUUCUCAUUUCUCACGAACUUGUCGACAAUCAUCCCGACGAGGCUGUUUCGUGGCUGGCGGUUGGAGUUUAUUACCUGACUAUUGGCAAGAUAUUAGAAGCCAGACGGUAUUUUAGCAAGUCGUCUAUGAUGAGUCCAUUUUUCGGACAAGCUUGGAUUGGCUUUGCGCAUACGUUUGCAGUGGAGGGUGAGCACGAGCAAGCCAUUUCUGCAUAUACGACAGCAGCGCGAUUAUUCCAAGGAACACAUUUGCCUUCGUUAUUUUUGGGAAUGCAACAUUUACAACUCAACAAUUUGACACUUGCAGAGGAAUACUUGGAAGUUGCUGCAUCAAUCUGCAGUACAGAUCCACUGUUACUAAAUGAGCGCGGCGUUGUGCACUACCAUAAGAAUGAGCUUGCAACAGCGGAGGCGUAUUUUAUUAAGGCUCAACGCGCGGCCGAACUGCUGGAAAGUGAUCCGCGCGGGUGGUUGUCCAUUAAGGCAAAUCUUGGGCAUGUGUACCGGCGCAUGGGCGACUAUUUCCAAGCGCUUGAGUACUUUGAAGAGGUAUUACGGAUUACACCGCAGGAUUCCAACAUUUACUCAGCCAUGGGGCUUGCGAAUUUGCAGGCCGGGAAUAUUGUACAAGCAAUUGAAAAUUUCCAUUCAGCACUGGCAAUUACACCAAGUGACUCUGUUGCGACCGACCUGCUGCGCCGGGCUCUUGAAGAUUCAUCUUCGCUGGCUGUAUGGGAUAUGCUGAUAGGAGAAGCUGAAAGCGGCGAGCGCACAAGAACUGAGGAAGAAGUGGAGGAGGAGGAACAGGAGAAUGAAGUAGAUAAUUUUGCAGAUAUUCUCGGGUCGUCUGCGCCAUUGAUAUCCCGUCACAAGGACCCGGAUCCUGAAGAGUCUAUGGAAAUGUCCGAUUAG